AAUUUAAAUUUAUGAAUUAUCCAGCUUGGGGAACAGUCAUGGGAUAACCAUUUGGUGUUGCAGCUUAUUCUAACAUUGGAUUCGUAUUCGACAGAAAUAAAAUCCAUGAAUAUCAGUGUUAUUGGCCCAAAGAAGAGACUGGUCUAGCAAGAGAUGUUUAUAUUGGAUUUAAGUAUAUCUCAAAUCUUAAUUAGAUAUCAAUGUGUUGAAUAUGCUAGAAGAUUUCUAACCUUGUAUUUUAAGGCUGCCUUCUAAGAUAUUCCACAUGCCCAUCAUAUUUGGGCACUUGAAACAAUAGAAGAUUGCACAAAAGAGGAAGGAACAUUCCCUUUUGUCAAUUUCCCAAAUGGCUCUAAAGAGUUUGUUAUUCAUUUUUAUUUAGACCACCCAAGAUUGGAGAUAUCAUCAUCUAUCCUUACUCAAAGGAACAAAGAUUUGGCCAUGUUGGAGUUAUUAUCAAUGUGAAUUUGGAAGAAAAGAUUGUUGAUAUAGCUGAACAAAAUUACGAAGAGGCCGGAUGGGAAUGUCCUGAAUAUGCAAGAAGAUUGAUCAUGAAAAUUGAAAAUGGAUAGUAUUUCAUAACAAAUAAAAGAAUUGGGUUAUAUUUGAAUUUUAUCCUAUAGAAAACCUUAUGACAAUUGGGACGCCAAGGAAGAAAUAUUUGGAUGGAAGAGAAUAGACUUUAACCCAAAGCUAUGAUUGUUAAUUUUAAUUCAUUUUUUGAAUUCAAAUUAC
Messenger RNA from Paramecium octaurelia, 735 nucleotides. The record is from the annotation of a GenBank genome assembly. Lineage: Eukaryota; Ciliophora; Oligohymenophorea; Peniculida; Parameciidae.